Molecule: messenger RNA, 4152 nt
Organism: Rotaria sp. Silwood2
Lineage: Eukaryota; Metazoa; Rotifera; Eurotatoria; Philodinida; Philodinidae
Source: the annotation of a GenBank genome assembly
AUGAAUGUAAAUACAGGAUUUUUUCCUCCUUAUGGCUGUCGUCGUAAGCAUUCAACAGCUGCUUAUCAUUUACCAAUAAAUAAUCAACAACAUCAUAAUUUAUCAACAUUACCAAGUGCACGUUCAUCAAUUGAAAGUACCAAUGGUAACGAAUCAUUUUUACCAUUAAUAUCAACUACUAAUGGUAAUAACGAUAGUCAUAAACCUUAUCGUCGAAAUGAUUUUGCUAAUAAUCAUUUAUUUAUUGCUAAACGUAAAUUAGCUCGAGUUUUUCUUGGACAACCAUCAAGAAAUUUACAAGCAACAAGUGAUCUUAUUCAUUUAUUUGAUCAACAAAAGCCAAAACGCAAAAAUCGAAAUUUAAAUCAACAACAACGACAGGAAGAUAAAACUUCAUCAGCUGAACAAGAUGCUCAUUUAUCUGUUGUUGAUCUUAUCAUGAAACCUCCAUAUCCAGCAACAUUAACUCGUGAUCCAUUAUCAGCAAUAGUACGUAAUCGUCAUUCUCAAACAAUUAAUUGUUCGGCUAAACUUCAUCACUCAUCAUCUCAUGCAAAUAGUUCAUCAGCUAAGCCAAGUCUUCCAUCAACAAUACUUCAUACCUAUACCGAUGAUAAUGAACUUGAUGAACUAAUCGAUAAUGACAAUGUAUCGGAUACUAUAAGCACAACAAUCAAUCCAUUUGAUUCAACGUUAUUAUUAAUCGAUGUCUAUCAAGAAUGGGCUGGUUCAACAAUUGUAUUAGAAGAUAUUUUUCUUAAACUUAAACGUAAUUUAACACAAACAGAAUAUUUAACAUUCUAUUCAGCGAAUUGUGAAAAUAUUGAAUCACUUAAACGUUAUCGUGGUUAUUGUGAACCGUUAUUACUUUUUUUUGGAAGCAAUAUUUUGAUACAUAUACAAUAUCAUAUAGAUGCACCACAAAUAGAAAAAUCUAUUGAAGAACAACUUAAUAAAGAAUUACAAGUAAUUAAAGAAAAUCGUAAACGAGAACCUAUUGAUGAUUCAUUUUUAACGAAAUAUUCAGAAAAUAAUGGUAUUCAACAGAUGAAUGGAAUUAUUAAUAGAGAAUCAUUUUCAAUAGAACCUAUAUGUAACAAAAAAAAAAAAAAAUUUGUUCUUAAUAUUAAACAAGAAUUUUUUAUUAAUUUUUUCGAUGUUAUAGUAUAUAAAAAUGAAUCAUUAAGUUUUCGAAGUUUAUUAAUGAAAACUGCAGAAAAAAUUGAUCAAGAUUAUUGGCUUAGUCAAGAACCAUAUAAAUUAGAUGUUUCACUUUUUGUUAUAAAACCUGAUCUUGUUGCCAAUGGAAAAAAAGAUGAAAUUUUAGAUCAUUUACAUAAUAAAGGAUUUAUUAUUCAUACACAUGCUGAUAAGUUAUUAAAUGAUGAAGAUAUGAUAAAAAUUUUUAAACCAGAUUCGAGUAUUCUUAAUGAAUUCAUACGAUUUAUGUAUAGUGGUCCAAGUACUUAUGCAGUAGUAUCAAAAGGUCAUACAGGACGUUCAACAUCGGAUGAUCUUCAUUAUAUAAUUGGUUUAAAUGAUCCAGAUUUAGCUAAAGAAAAUAAUCCUCAAUCUUUAACUGCAAUUUAUGGAACAGAUACUAUUUUAAAUGGAUUUUAUUCGAGUCAUACUAAUAAUGAAGCUCUAAAAGAAAUUCAAAUUGUUUUUCCCGAAUAUCGUCAACCUUUAAUUAAAGGAAAAUCAGUUGAUGAAUAUGUUCAUAAAACAGCAACAUUGUGUCUUCUUGGAUCCAUACAUGUACGAUCAAAGAAAGGAUCUAUUAUUCAAGCAAUAAUACAACAUGGAUUUGAAGUACGUUACGAAAAAACGUAUACAUUUCGACCGGAUGAAGUUGAAUCAUUAUAUAUUAAACAUCGUAACGAUGAGUUUUUCAAAGCAUUAGUUGAAGCCUAUACAGAUGGUCCUUGUUUGCUACUUUAUGUAGCCAAAGAAAAUUGUGUAGCAGAUUUUUGUGAAAUUCUUGGUCCAUUUUCACGUGAAGAGUUUAGUAAAAUGCCUGGAACACUUCGAUAUGAUUUUGACGAAGUGACAAUACCUGUGACGACAAUUCAUGGUUCUGAAAGUAUUAUUGAUGCACGAAAAGAACUUGAACAAUUUUUUCCAUAUCAACAAACACUUACUGUUAUUAAACCAGGUUUAACUCCAAAUCAAAAAAAUGAUAUUCUUAAACGAUUAAAUUUAAAUGGUUUUACAAUUAUGACUAAAGAAACAAGACAUUUAACAAAAGAUGUUCUUACUCAAUUCUAUGCUCGACAUCAAGGCUUACCUUGGUUUAAUGAUUUUAUUCAAUUUAUGAGCAGCGAUGUUUGUGAAAUAAUAAUUCUUGCACGAGAAGAUGCUGUUCAAGCUUUACGUGAAAUAAUGGGUCCUGUUGAUCCUGUACGUGCAAAAACCGAUGCACCAGAAUCAAUUCGAGCAAUUUAUGGUUUGGAUAUAAUGCGUAAUGGUUUACAUGCAUCAUCAAAUAAUAAACAUGCACGUGAAGAAAUUCGACUACUUUUUCCUGAUUAUGAAUUCAUUAAAAGUAGACCAAUACCAUUUCAUUCGAAUAUUUUAACAACUGAUUCGGUUAUUUCGAAUGAUUUACCAAUUCAUGAUGAAAAUGAUUUGUAUCAUCUUGAAUCACAUGAAAUCAUAUAUGAAUUAGCUGUACAUACACGUACAAAUGAUAAUGAAAAUGAAGAAUCAGCAGUUUUUCUUACAUUAGUCGGUAAAUUAAAUGAAACAAAAAAAUGUCUUCUUCAAUAUGCUGAUAAUACUAUUCAUCCUUUACAAUCGAAUCAAAUUGAUUUAUUUCAUUUUAUUGAUCAAGAUAUUGGUGUUCUAAAAAUGAUUAAAUUUUCACAUGAUGGACGAGGUUUUCCAGAUAAUUGGUCUUUAGCUAAUGUCGAAGUUACAAUUCCAUAUCAAAACAAGAUAUUUAAAUUUGAUAUUAAUGAAUUAAUCAAUGAAGAAAAAGCUAAAAUUGGUUAUCCAGUAACUGACAUUACAGAUAUUGAGACUACGACUAAUGGUAAUUGUGCUAUUAUUAUUCAAACAGGCAGUGCUAAAUAUGCAGGUACAUCAGCAGAUUGCAGUAUUCUUUUAUCGGGUUCACAAGGUGUUUAUGCAUUUCAACUUCAUAAAUCAUUAACAAAUCGAAUACCAUUUCAAAAUCGAUAUCGUGAUAUAGUUCUUGUUCAAGUUGAUGAACAACUUAAUGAUAUUGAAUAUAUUGUACUUGAACAUAAUAAUGAAAAUUCUGCACCGGCUUGGUUUGUUGAUUUUGUUAUUAUUAAACUUUUACUGAAUAAACAAGAAUAUUUUUUUCCUGUUCAUCGAUGGCUAUCAAUAGAUUAUUUUGAUGGAAAAACUAAAAUAACACUUGCAUCAGAUAUACAAAAAAUACCAUCGCAUGAAAUUAUUCGAUAUGAAAUUUAUAUUGUAACGGGUUCAAUGUUUGACGCAGCAACAUGUUCACCUGUAUGGAUAACAAUCAAUGGAACAAGAGGUUCAAUUAUUAAUAAAUAUCUUGAAAUUGCUGAAAAUGAAUCAUUUCCAUUUGAACCUGAUAACCAAGAUUUAUUCAUUUUAUAUGAUAUAGAUAUUGGUGAAGUUGAUAAAUUGAUCUUAGGUCAUGAAAAUAGUAAUGCUGAACAAGGUUGGUUUGUUCAAUCAAUAUCUAUUCAUAUACCAUCUAAACAAUAUCAGAGUGAAAUACUUAAGAUUAAUAAAUGGUUGAAUUCAAAACGAAUAGAUGGUGUACCAUUAGUUGAAAUUCAAAUACGAAAACCUAUAAAAUGUUCACCUGAUCAAAUGACACGGUGGUUACCUCGUUUUAUUCUGGUUAUAAUCGAUGAUACACAACAAAUAUUUCAGUUUAACAAUUCAAAAUGGUUUCCUUGUUCAAACAGAGAUAAUUCUGAAACAAGUAUUAUUCAAUUAGAUGCAAUUCGAACAGAAUUAUCAAAUAAAAAUUCUAACAAUUCUCUUCAAUCAUCAUUCGAAGAGCUUCAAAAUAUCAAUACAAAAAUGUCAAAUAUGAGCAUUCAACAAAUUGAAAAUCAAUUAGAUACAAUCAAAACAUUGUAUACGAAUGAAACCGGAAAUAUUGUUAUUGAUAAACGAAAUUUAGACGAAUACAAUGAAUAA